AUGCAUGAAACGUCCCUGCCCAUACCCCCUCCGCAGGCCAUCGAGGCCAUGUACGCCCGCCAGUCCCGCUGGCAGAGGGAGCGCGCCGCCGCCUUCUUCUCCAGCGAGCUGGGUGGGAUCGUGACCGACCCAGCGCUCAUGCUCCUGCAUGCGGACGAGCACGGUUUCCACCGGGGGCACGCCGUCUACGAGACACUGCGCCUGGAGGACGGCCACAUCUACCUGCUCAAGCGGCACCUGCAGAGGCUCUUCCUCUCCAUGGUCAAGGCAGACAUACCCCUGGCACCAGACUUGGGCGUUGAUCAGAUGGCACGAACGGUGCUGGAGACGGCGGCCGCCUCCACCAAGCUGAGCGGCACCAUCAAGGUCAUCGCCUGCGCUGGACGAGAUGACCUGGGCCUGGCGGGGACCACCUGUGCCGCCUCCUCCUUCUAUGUCCUCGUCUCCUCCACCGCCCCCCUGCCCAAGAGCAAGGAGGAAGAGUAUCUCAGGGGCUGGCACGUCAAGACCAGCCCCGUCCCCGCCAUCCCCGACUACUUUGCGACCCUGCGCAGCGUCGGCAACCUGGCGGUGGUGCUGAGUCAGCACGACGCCGAGGCCGGGGGCUUCGACAUGGGCAUCAUGCAGGACGGGCAGGGGAACGUGGCGGCCGCGCCGGGGUCAAACGUGGCCUGCCUGACCCAGGACGGCGUGCUGGUGGUGCCCCCCUUCGACCGCUGCCUGGCAGAUGCCACCACCGAGCGCAUGCUGGAGCUGCUGCCCCAGGCCAUACGGAGCGGUAUGGAGGGCAUCAGCGCGGUGGAGCAGCGCCACAUCAGCAUCGCCGAGGCCAAGAAGUGCAUCGAGGUCAUGCUGGUGGGUGGCGACCCCGUCCUCAUGCCCGUCCGCAAGUGGGAUGAUGAGCAGAUUGCCGACGGCCAGGCCGGCAUCGUCGCGCUCCAGAUCAGGGUCAUGCUCCUGGACGACAUGGACCCGCACGCUGAGCACGCUGCGCUCGACACCCACCUUCCCGUGCCCUACGGCGGGCUCACCGGCAUGGGACUGUGA
This is a messenger RNA of Auxenochlorella protothecoides, 1047 nucleotides long. Its product is annotated as Branched-chain-amino-acid aminotransferase-like protein 3, chloroplastic. Gene Ontology annotation, biological process: carboxylic acid metabolic process. The record is from RefSeq and is a predicted model, not a curated record. The transcript has 6 exons. The coding region runs from base 1 to 1047 and encodes 348 amino acids. NCBI's taxonomy places the organism in Eukaryota, Viridiplantae, Chlorophyta, Trebouxiophyceae, Chlorellales, Chlorellaceae. Gene Ontology annotation, molecular function: catalytic activity.